This is a messenger RNA of Sporothrix schenckii 1099-18, 1104 nucleotides long. RefSeq lists its product as uncharacterized. The transcript has 2 exons. NCBI's taxonomy places the organism in Eukaryota, Fungi, Ascomycota, Sordariomycetes, Ophiostomatales, Ophiostomataceae. The record is from RefSeq and is a predicted model, not a curated record. The coding region runs from base 1 to 1104 and encodes 367 amino acids.
AUGGUCGUCAAACUGUGCGCUUCUUUCGUCGCCCUUGACCUCAAAGAGUGGCCCCUCGGCAAUGACGAGGUUUUCGUCAGCGAGUGCCCGUUUCGAGAUGGCGGCCGCGCUGAUGUCCGUCCGGCGCAACUUGAGCCACAAAAAGUAGCCGCCGAACGUCGUCAUCGUCGACGACGGUCCCGUAGGCAAUGCGCCGCACUUGAUGUCCAAGAACUCGCCCAAGUGUUCCUGGACAGCCUGUGCCAGCAGGCGGUGUCGCCACUGCAGUGCGGGUCGUACUACCUCCCGAAGAUGUCGGUCCAGCUCGCCCGUGCCGUACGAAAACGCCGGCGUCGCCUCAACCCAGCCCGUGCGCAUGCCUGGUGCCACGAUCUUGCUGAAAGAGGCGUUGGAGAUGGCGUUGCCGAAGCGCCGGUCGUGAACGUCUCUGCCGUCGUUCUCGUCGUCCUCGGCACGCGGCAGCAUGCGGUCAACGUCGACAAGGCGCGGCAGCGGCGCCGGCAGUGCGACCGACCCCUGCUUGUUGGCCAGGACGGCGUCCGCAUGCGGCACAUCCCACUGCAAGAAAUCGUAGACGUCGUCGGCAAUCAGCAGAGCAUCGUAUUUGCGCGCCAGACGCACCAGCUGCUCGCGCCGUGCGACCGUCAUGCGGCUGCCAGACGGGUUGGACGAUGUCGGCACUACGUACACCACGUGGCGGUAGGCCUUGCGGUCUGGUGCCAGGUUGGGCUUGUAAGAAUCCGACACGGGCGGGCGAGGUCCAAACUCUUGGAAUCCGCGCUCCAGCGCCUCUACAUCGGUACCUUUGUCGUCUUCGGGCACGGCACGCAACCGGCCUGCGAAACCCGAAUCUUCAAAGAUGGGGCACAUCAAGAAGUAGCACGGCGCCGACACCCAGAUACAGGCCGUGUAGGCCGGGUCUGUAAACGACUGCAAGAUGCACGCCGCGUUUUGGCUCGCGCCGCCGGUAAUGCAAAUGCGGCUUGGGUCGUUGGGCACGCCGUACACCGAGAAAAUCCGGCUCAAGUAACUGGCCAGCAGCUCGCGCAGAAGCUGAAAGCCAGCGUCGGGGCCGUACUGCAGGCUGCUGACGGCCAUGUCUGA